AACCAGGUGCCGCGAAACGGAGAAUUUUUACAGUGAAUGUUAUUCAACUACUUCGAUAUUACGGUGUUUUAUUAUGGAUUAAGAUUAAUCGAUUCGUAAUAUGGAAGAUAUCAUGGUCUACUGCACCUCUUUAUUGUUUAAAAAUAGCCUCAAGGAAAGCGUAGUGUUGCAUGCUAGUGAAGCAUGAUGCAGACUCGGGAGAAUAGAGAACUAACUGCGUUCAUAUUCACACAUGCAUAGCUCAGAAGAGAUAAGAUAUCUCGAAGAUGCAGUCUUCUACAAUAAGAAAAGACAAAACUAUCGUGUUCUUUAUUAGCUGUUAAAUCUAAAGUCAUGGUUGGUUUCUCGUUCAGCCGGCAAGAACAGUUGUAUGGUAAGAUUACAUUUUAGCGAUGGUGUAGGGCUAACUCAAAGCCGGUUUUCAAGUUUCAAUGGUCUUAAUUUUUCUAGCAAUGAUGGGAAAAAAGGCUGACAGCCUAAAGGAGCUCAGUACGCCAGAUGAUUGGGAGUUAGUUGAAAGCAUCGGCGAAGGAACGUAUGGUGAAGUAUACAAGGCAAGGAACAAGGUUACUGGAGAAAUCGCUGCAGCGAAGGUCAUCGAUUCCAUCCACGAGAAAAUCGAAGAAGUUCUACCCGAGCUGGAGAUUCUGAAAAGAUAUUCUACGCAUCCAAAUUUAGCUGGUUUUCAUGGAGCUUUCAUCAAUGUGGACACUAAACAUAAUCAGCUCUGGCUCGUUAUGGAGGUGAGAUAUUAAAACUGAUAGUCACUUACGUCUGUCCCUUACGCUUGCGAUGAUUUUUUUAGCCAUUUAAUAGCGAUUUUAGCUUCUUUGGGUAUGAAAUAAACCCGCUAAUGACAAAACAAAUGUCCCGAACCCAACUGUUACAAUUAGUGUAGAGUAAAAAUAUGCUCUUAAUUGCCGAGAAUCGUCAGUGUGUGUUAAUUACUUAACUUUGAUUGCAAUUGCCUCAAAAGUGAUACAUUUUUAAAGUUUUUUUAACAUUUCCUUGCCGACCUGAAAGUAAAAUUUGACGUAACAAAUCUCAUAUCAUUCUUUGUUGGGAAAGUUCCAGCAAAUUAUUGAAAACUUACAUAAUGCUCCAGUUGACAAAUCACACAUUAAACGUGAUUCCUAUUUGCAUUUAAAAACAGAACUGCCUUAUUUUGCAAACAGUCUUUUUUUGUUGGAGAUAUUUGUCAUAUCUAUGCGUGAAACAUGUUAAAUUAAGACAACAAAAUCUGUGAUAAUUUUGCACUUUUAUGACAAAUUUUAUUAGUGAAAAUCUAUAAUAUACUGGUGGGAUAAAUAUUCCUGCAGUAACGAACAGGUGGUAUUGGAAUGCACAAAUAUUGACUAAUGAGGAUGGGGUGGGUUAAGUUUUAUAGGUCGUGGUCAUAGGCGUUGAAUGUAACACAGGGUAAGUGACAUUCAAGGGUAAUAGAAAAUGUUGACAAGUAGAUAAUGUCAGGGAAAAUAACCUCACUCCCUUCUCCAAUUAACAAAUACAUAUUCAUAAAGAAAUGAAAAAUGUUUAUUUCUCCCCCCUAGCCCUCAUCCUUUUAUGAGAGCUUCUGUUUGUAAUAAACAGAGGAGCCUUUUAAUAGAUGCAGAAAUGUACUGUAGCACAGGAAUACCAACAUUUGUAAAGCUGUCUUUUUUUCUUAUUAACUGUUUUGCUUAAGCUUUGUCGUGGUGGAUCAGUAACCAAUCUUGUGAAGAGCUUGAGAAAGAGAGGAAAAUACCUUGAUGAAGACCUUAUUGCCUACAUCCUUUAUGAAACACUAAAGGUAAAUACUGCAAAAGGUUUCAGUUUUUCAGUCUUUGACCCCAGCACUGGCUAUGAUUUUGAUGAAAAGGAAAGACACAAAACGUUUAUUGUUUAAAUUUUUUUAGUUUCAUUUAAAUGGUAUUUCUGUUCAAAGCUUCAAAAUGUGUUCUCCUUACAUGUGCGUAGUUGAACUUGCGAAAGAAAAACUAUUAUGUUCUAGAGAAAUCUACACCAUUCGGGACAGCAGUGUCAGUUUUACUUUUAUUAUCAUAACCAUGUCAAAGUCCAAUAAUUUUAUCCUUGUUUGAAAUUUUAUUUCUGUUUGUUCCAUAUCAUUGUCAUAGACAUAAAUCAAUAUACCCCAAAACAAAGAAAAAUAAUCUUUGAACCAUGGAACCAGCAUACAUCAUGUUUAUUUUGUUUCAUGUACGGUAGGGAAUUGAACAUCUUCACAGGCACAAUGUUAUGCACAGAGACAUUAAAGGUCCAAAUGUCAUGCUAACAAACACAGCAGAAAUCAGAUUAAUUGAUUUUGGUAAGUCGUCAUGUCAUCAAAGACUUCAAACAGGUAGAGGUAUCUUGUUCAAACAGUGUUCAUUUUUCAAACUCAUUAGGACAAUUUGAAGCACAUUAAUUUACCAAGAAAGGUAAACUGUGUUUUUUAAUAUGAUACUUUUGUAUAAUCAGUUAUGUUACAUAUUAUUAUUUUUUAUUGUACAGUUGUUAAAAAUAUUAAUAUUACCAUAAUCAAUUUUGCUCUAAAAGCAUAGUGCAGAAUCUUUCAAAUGUUGCAAAUCUUUGUGCUGAAUUCUGUUUGGUUAUAACAUUGUUAUUAAUUUGAUUAAGGUACAAAAUGUAAGGUAUAUUUAGUGAACAUUUAGGUAGGCAUUGUUGGCCAGUCCAUUACGUUCAUUCUUUAUCUGUCAGUUAGCCAGUUGUCAAUAUUAUUCAGGCAGUCUCUCCAACAUUUGUUUAGUCUUUAAAAGAACCUAAAAAAAUACUAAAGCCAUAAAGAAAUGGCCAAAUAAAUACAGUUUUAUAUUUAUAGAUUUAAGUAACAAGUUUAAACAAUCCUUAUUUGUUAAACAAUUUCUUAAUCUUUUCUUUGAUAUUAGGUGUUUCAGCAGAGUUGUCAAACAUCUUAAUGCGACGUAACUCAUCAGUGGGAACACCAUUUUGGAUGGCUCCAGAAGUCAUUGCCUGUGAACAGCAGCUGGACUACAGUUAUGAUAUUCGUUGCGACAUUUGGUCCCUGGGUAUAACUGCAAUUGAACUUGCUGAUGGUGCCACACCGCUUUCAGAUCAACAUCCAAUGAGAGCUCUGUUUAAAAUUCCCAGGUCAGACUUCAUUCCUAUGUAUUUUGGACAAAGAUAUGUUUCAUCAGUCUUGCUGGCCUAUAGAGUACUAAAGUGUGACGUCAUAAAAAUGAAAUUUCUGAAAUUAUGGGAUUUGUCAGGAUAUUCUGAAAGAACAAUGUCCAAGAGGCCUGCUUGCCAAAAAUGAGCAUUUGGGGGCAAAUUGUCUCUGAAUUGUCUCUGAGAUCGUAGCCCAGUUAUGCUUACAAAACUCCAUACAAACCCUUCUAAGUUUUUUUUGGGUCGACCCAAAAAAAAAUUAGAAGGGUUUGUAUGGAGUUUUCUGAGUAUAACUGGGCUACGAUCUCAGAGACAAUUUGCCACAAAAUGCUCAUUUUUGGCAAGCAGGCCUCUUGGACAUUGUUCUUUCAGAAUAUCCUGACAAAUCCCAUAAUUUCAGAAAUUUCAUUUUUAUGACGUCAUCACUUUAGUACUCUAUUUAGUUCCCACCAAGGAGGUCCAGUAUCACACUAAAUUUUCUUUUCUUUUACAUUGUUAUUACAUAGUUAUCUCAUAGUUUAAAUACCGCUUAAUGUUAGUUCUCUACAAGUUCAUUCAUUCAUCCAUCUGUCCAUCCAUCUGUUCAUCCAUCCGUCUGGUCACAAGUUCAUAUCUUACAGUAUUUCAUUACACAUUUAAUUAAUUGCAAUGAGACAAUUUAAGAGAGAUCAAACUACCAAGCAGUGGAGUAGGAUUCUAAUGAUAAAAGUACCAAAGAAUUAAAAGAAUAUCUAACAAGAACAUGCAAAUUUAAUUUCAGGAGCAAGCCUCCCUCCAUGAAGAAUCCAGAAAGGUGGUCUCAUGAAUACAGAGAUUUUAUUGCUAAGUGAGUAAUAAUAUUGUAUUUCCUUUUUAUCUUCAAACGAUACAUCCCAAUAAUGGCAUUGCACAAUUUUAGAAGCCCCUUUAUGGGAAUGCAAACAAAGUUUUCUUUUUCUGCUCUUAAGAUAGACUUAAGUAUGUUUUGGAAUAUACUUGUUUUUUUUUUUAGGUGCCUGGUCAAAGAUUUUGAGACACGACCACAUGCAAGUGAAAUGUUGAAGCACAUGUUUGUAUGUUGGGUGGCAUCAAAAAGAGAAACUGUAAGUCAAUGCUUUUUUUAUUAUUUUUGUUUUUGUUAUUUGAAUUGUACUUAUAAAAAACUAUCAGCCAGUAACACUUCCUAGAAAACUGUAGUUAUAAUAAUUAUAAUGAUAAAAAAGAUAAUUAUGUUAUAGAUAAAAAUUAUUAUUAAUAAUAAUAUAAUGACAGUGAUGAGGAUCAUGAUUAUGAUCCCUUAUGGCAUUUUCAGUUACUACACUGUCUAUGACUAACAAAUAUAUAGUUUACCUCUCACUAAUAACACUCUCAUGUCACUAUCAUCUGAGAUGGGGUCAAAAGAAGGUCUCCCAAGUUUUUCAUAAAAUGUUAACAGAUUGAGUGGUCUUCUCUGUUUAGAGAUAAGUAUCAUGGACAUGAUUAAUCUCUGACCAAAUCCAGGUUCUUUGUGAAUGCCUUAUGUCAAAAAUAUGAGUGGUAUUUUUCAUCAAUUUUGAAUGAAACAUCAUUGUCUUAGUGAAAAUAGAAAAUCAUUGUUAUUGAAUCUCUAACAAAAUAUUUGCAAGCAUAGGAGAAUAAUUUAAUGUAUAUAGACACUACUUUGAAGGUGUUACAAACUACAGAAUGGGGUUGCAAGAAGAAAGCAAAACCACUUGCAACUAUUGCCACCUAUGUUGUGGAUUGUUUUUGUUGGUGAAUCAUGUUUGUAGUGGCUGGCAACACUUUAUCCAUAAUCAAUAUCUGUGGAAGAUUGUAAUAAUGGUCAUGCAAAGAAAUGAUUUAUAAAACACACAUUCUACCUUGAGUAAAGGUUGCAUGACAUGUAAUGUAAAUUAAUUGACAAAAAAUGUUGCAGCUUCGCCGAAAGUUGAUGACAUUAAUGGAACUUCAGUAUGAAGGAAGAGACGGUAUCAUGGAUGAAGCCAGUAGGGAGAAGGACGACAAAAUCCUGAGGUUUGUGUAACAUAAAUAAUGCUGUUAAACUUAUUAAUUAUUAACAAUAAAUGACUACCCUUCAAAAACACUUUUUAAGAUGAGUGCUUAAAGCUUGAAUUUAUUUGUUUUUCACCUUUGACAAUUUGUAAUUAUAUUUUCUAUGAUUUUUGUUGAGCUGUUUAUAUAGUCUCAGAUGUUUACUCACACUUGACUAUCAUGAUGUAUAAGAAUAAUAAUAUUGUGUGAAUGAAAGUUUGAUUGAAAGUGUCAUAACCAUGACCAGUGACAUAAUUUAUAUAUAUAUAUAUAGUACUCUUUAUCAUUGUUGGUGGUUAAAUUAUUUUUAUGGAUAGCAAAUUCUUGAAAAUCAUUUUUUUUGUAAAAAUAGAAUAAAUAACUGCAAUCAAAUGCUUUAAAAUCCAAACUCUAUGCUGAAGCAAGUUCUAUUUUUAGCAUACAUAAUGUAUAACUUUACAUGUAUUAUAUACAAAGUUUGCUUUUUCAUUAUUUUGGGUGAAAGAGGCUUUUUUCCUAAAUAAAAUAAAGAAAGAAAGAACACAGAAACACAGAAUUCCAAAAACUCUUAGUGUGAAAAUUAACUAAAUCAUCUUACUGAUUUUUAUCUUUUAUUGCCGAGCAUUUCCUCUUUGUAUGUGCUUUUUGUAGUAGAUUCGGCCAAAGUAAUAACAAGGUUACUCAUUGAAAUAUUUUGCAUGACAAUGUUAAUUUAUGUACAAAAAUCACUGCUGAGAUUUUGUGUUUUUGUAUGUGGAUCAAAAUAUUAAGAUAAUGUUAACUAUCUUUCAUUUUUUUGUAGUCCUUUGCAUGUGCCAAACAAAAAUCCACUGCGCAACGAUCAAAUGCAUCGCGUAGACAACUUAGCAGAGCUUGGAAGCCUUACAGAGGUAUGUUGGUAAAUGGUACCUUGUUUGAUUGAAAUUAAUCCAUAUUUGGGAGAAAUUUUACUUAGAAUAUAAGGUGCACUGGGUCUUGAACUGUCCCAGAAUUUUGUAGCAUGAAUCUUCCAAAAUGCUUCCACCCUGCAAAUCUUAUGAAACUAUUUCCUUUGGGUUUGAAUUGAGCAGCGCAUACAAAACUUUAACGUGGUGCGGUUGAUAACCAUUCAGUGAUGAUUGUCUUUUCUAUGGCACAGGAUAUUAUACUGAGUCAUCUCCUGGAAAGAUAUCUUGCUAACCAAAUCUACACCUACAUUGGUGACAUUUUAAUUGCUGUUAAUCCACUGAAAACAUUGAACUUGUAUGGCCCAGAGGUGAGUUUGCAUGCAGUUAUCAAGAUGCAAAAUGUUACCAAAUGCUGCCACAAAUUGAUACACAGAAUUUCUUCCUUGUAUUACUUACAUGUAUGUUAGAGAUGUAAUGUGAGUCUGAGUUCUCCUUGUUCAAUGCUAUUGCUGAGGCUUGUCAGUGCAAAGGUCAUAGUGACUUUUAUAAUUUUUAUGACAAACUUGUGAACUUAGGGGUUUCAAGCCUAAGAAAGGACAGAAACGUUGUAGGCCCCAAAAGUCCCUAAAUUUUCGACGUGAACAAUAUCUUCAGUUACACUUUUGUGGACCAAGUACAUUAAUCUAAGCAUUGGGCUUCCAAACAGAGUUAUAUUCUACUAAUAUAGCAAAAAUAAUAUUAAAAUACAUAGUUAUGGUUUCUGUCUCAUCAUCACCCAGGUCUUUUUUUCUCCUUUCUAAAGCAUGCAAACAGAUACAAAAAUUCUCAAAAGAGUUCUUUACCACCUCACAUUUACAUGAUAGCAGACAUGACACAUCAGGCGAUGGUACACAACAAAAACCCACAGGUAAGGAAACACAUGUACAUGUAAGAAAUUAGGAGGAAAACGUGGCAUUUUGAAGAUUUUGAGUUGUGGCAGACUGUGAACACACUUUCUUUUUAGAGUAUAGGUUCGAUAAAAAGCAUGAGAUUAAAAGUAAGGGAGAGGCUCUGUCUGUCACUGAGUUGUAACAUUAUAUGUAACUUGUCUUCUUGUGUCUGCCUCAGCUCACACCUGCAUGUACACUAUUGGGGCUCAAAACAUUGUAAUAUUUCAUAGAUUGAUAUGAAUGAAGUUGCUGUUGCGUAUGUAAAUAUAAAGGUAGCAUAAAUAAAAGUUUAUAUUUGAACCAUUUUAUCCAGUGUAGUGUUAUUUGCAUUGGCUUUCAAAAUUAGCAUAUUUUCAUUCCUUUUUCUUUGGAAUUUUUUAAAAGAUUUGAACUGUUUUGCCUGAGAAAAUAGAGACAACAUUAAGUUGUUCCUUUUCAGUGCUGUCUCAUUAGUGGAGAGAGUGGAGCUGGAAAAACAGUAUCUGCAGACUACCUAGUGCGGCAUUUGGCUGAACUAGGAAAGGUACAGUGUACUGAUGCAUGCUUGUGUAACAAAUAAUUUUCUUUUGUCAUCAAAGCAUGACAGUUUGGUAUUCAGAUCUUUAUGUAGAGUUAGUGUCACUCUAAACAAUUUUUUGUGUUCAUAUUGGUGUUUAUUAGCUCUUUGGUUUGACAACAUUAAUUACACAUUCAACUUUUACUCUGACAUAUAAUAAAUUGCCAUCAUAUUUUCUUUUAUAACAGGCUGGAAACAGAACAUUGGAGGAAAAAAUAUUACAGGUGGGCAAAAAGAUAUAGCAAGUGAUAUGUUUUUUUAUUGCAUUUUUUUCUGGCCUAUUUGACUCUGUUCUGUCCAUUCAGAUAUCAUGUAAAAGGUCUCUUCCCCCUAGCUUCCCAAGCUAAAGUUUGGAGUACAAUUCAGAGUGUAAUAGGAAAGUUCUGUUACUCUGAAAGGAACUGUGUUUUGGGACUCUUUGAUUGACAGGUGAACCCCUUAAUGGAAGCUUUGGGAAAUGCACAGACUAUAAUCAAUGAGAACUCCAGCAGAUUUGGUAAAUACUUGGAACUCCAUUUUACACCAAAUGGUGCCCUCACUGGAGGUAAGGAGAGAAUCUUGUUACAUAAUCAAUGUUUUUGUCCCAAUUUUUGUGGCCUUAGGUUCCAUACUUAGUCAAUCUUACAUGUAAAGUCAUUCAUUAACAAAGGAUGGUCAAGAUAUCGCAAGUGAAGCUAUUAACUGUCAGUAUGCUGUUACAUUUGAAAUGCACUUUUCAGCUAAUCUUAGUCUGGUGUUUUUAAGGGAUGCUUUCAGAAUAUUUGUUGGAGAAAUCCAGAGUUGUUUCACAAUCGCAGUAAGUUUAUAUUUUGUGUUAGUGUCACUUAUUGAAUAAACAGUAAAUAAUGUUAUGAUAAGUUAGAGUUAAAAAACUCAUCUCACAUGUCAUCUCUAUGAUACCUGCAUGUAUAGAUACUGGUGAGUAAGAAGAUAUUUUUUUGGUUACCAUUAUGGCUAUUACAAUUUGUUUGUGCACGGUCACUUAUUUGACAAAUAUUAUUUUAAAGAUUGUUUUUAUAGCUUGUCAUUUCUAAGUUAAAUAAAUAGCUAAAUAAAGAAAUGAUAAUUAUAGUGUUUCUGCCUGGUUUUUGUAUCUGUAGGGGAGAAAGGAAUUUCCAUAUAUUUUAUUACAUGAUUGCUGGACUGGCUUACAACAAGAAACUGGAGAAGUAUUCAUUCAAGCUCUAUGCACAGCACAAGUAAGUAUGAUUACAUUUGUGUAUGACAAAAUCAGUAAAGCCAAAGGUUUUUAUACACACUGUUUAUUCUUUCUUCAUUGUAAGAAUGCUUCAUGCUCAAGAACGUUACUACACAUACUUCUGUGGUCUGGUUACAACAAACACUAAUGUUAUAAGCAAUGAAACAAGUUUCUUUUGCAGAAAGUGUGUGCUUAAAAUUAAUUGUUUGAUCUGUUUUCCAGCAUACGUUGUAAAGCAGUUUCACUCAUUUUUCUAUCUCAUUACUUGUUACCUUUAGUUACCUUCAGUCAGGAGGCAAGACUCUACAGGAUAUGGUUUGUACUCUGGGUAACAGACGUAAGUUUGAGGAAGUUCAAAGAUGUCUUGAUGUUAUUGGUUUCAGUCAUGAGGUAACUGAAACUAUGUUAAGUGUAACAAUGUUAACGCACACUAUGAUCUUAACUGUGCAGUAGAACCUCAAUAACUCGAACCUGGAUAACGCGAAAUCCCCGCUCACUUGAACUAAAUUUCCUUUCCCUUGAUCACAAUAUUUUCACCGAAAUUUACCCCGAUUACCCGAAUUCCCCACUAACUUAAACUGUUUUUUCCCUUCAGAGUUCGAUGUAAUAAACAAAAUGAGUUUUAGAGUGGAUGAGAGCCUGGGAAUGUGGCUGCCACUCAUCACUCCUUGUCGCUGGAUGUUUUGUAGAUGUUACAGGUCAAAAUUAAAUUCAGGUUAAAGUGUUUGAACGUUAGUUGUUUCUCAAUUUCCUUUGUCUCCUAUCCCUGAAUAAUUCAUGAAUAAUUAGGGCUAGGAAACAAAGCAAAUUGAGAGUCAACCUAGGUUCAAAAUUUUAACCUGGAUAUAAUUUUGACCUGUAACAUAGACAUUAAAGGGAUCUUCCAUCCUCAUUUAAAAAUGAAAUUGAUGUUAACAUGUGUGCAAAAAUUGACAGCUGGCAAAUCAUGAUUCAAAAUUCAAAACAGUUUGGCUUGGGAAAUUAAAAAGAAAUGAAAUAGGCGAUUUGCAUGAAAUCCUCUUUCAUGCAAAUUAAGCUAACAGCGUCAAAGUGAAAAUCAAUGAAAUACAUCUGAUACAUGGCAACUUAGUUUGGGUGUUGUUUUAUAGGAAGUUUCACAGCUGUUUUCCAUUCUGGCUGCUAUCAUUCACCUGGGAGAUAUUCAUUUCACUGAGGAUGAGUCAGUUUCACAUCUUAGUGACAAAAGCAUGGUCACCAAUCCACAAGCUCUGCGUAUAGGUUUGUAUAACUCAAAUUUUUCCUUCACCCUUGCUAUUGAAAAACCCCCGGACCCAGAUUUUCUAUUCUUUAAAGAUGUAUUUUUUUCUUGAAUCAGUCUUCACCUCUGCCCACAUCUUGCCCCAUGUAUGUAAGGGUAAUCCAAGACAGUCUUAAAUUCUGGAUUCCAUGUUGUGGAUUUCAGAUCUAGGUACUGGAUUCCAGUCUUUGUCAGAUUCCAAUUGUUAGUGGGAGUCCAGUGUCCUUGAGCUGUAUUCCCGAUUCGACAAGCAAAACAUUUCCUUAUUCUGGAAUCCGGAUUCCCAUACAUGGGGCAACAUCAAAAUUAUGCAAAUACAAGUAAGCUGAAGACUCCAUGAGUGAAGAUGGAGGGGGGGGGGAGCUCCUUAUCAUUACCCUCCCCCAACUGGCCUUGUAACUGGCCAUGUCAAAUGCCACUGUAAGGGAAUCGUCGAUUUGUAAGAUGUUAGGUACAAAAAGAAAAAAUUCAGUUCUCACAUGACCAGCUUGCGUGUCCGCAUUGUCAAGGUCUUCUUUGUUCUCAACGGUGACUGACUGAAAAGCAAAGUAUGUUAAUGUGUUAUUCUUACUUAUUCAUUCUUCGCCUAAAUGUUGAAUUUGAAAAUAAAGCUAUCCUUGGUGGAGGAUUUUUAUUUGUAUUACUUUCUUUCAGUUUCAUCACUUUUGAGCAUUAACGCAGUAGAACUGAGGGAUGCACUUACCACAAACAGCAACGUAACUAGAGGUAAGGGAAAAAAAAACAAGCAAGAGUCGCCUGGAAUUUUCUACCCUUUAUUUCACCUUUUUAUAAUUCAGGUUUGACCGUUAAUUUUCUGGAAAAAUUUACUUGUGAAUGAAAGUGUUACAUGAGCAGAAGAAAUUUACUCUAAUUUACAGUCACGUUAGUCCAUUAUAGCCCAUAAAAAAGAAGGUAUCUGCGUAGUGGUUCUGCAGCUGAACAGACGACACAACAGAAUAAAAAGCAAAACUUCAGUUUCGCAAACCAGUAAGGUAUUCAUUGGUUUUUCUGUAGCUCGUCAUUCAUUUCAGUAUCCAGCUGCCAAGCCAGUAACCAGUCAAUAAGUCUAUGUGUGUAUUCGCUUACCUCUUUGGUUAACUUGUCCACUACAGUAGUUAAUGAUAUGGAAUGUCUGACUAGAGUAGAUAACUGAUUGAGUAUUCCACACCCUUAAUCAAUUAUUUAUGUACUCUAGUUGAUAUAUCUUUUGCUAUGUACUGCUUGAAGAAUGAGAUGUGUCAGACAUAGGCAUGUUGGCCUUCAUUCACUCAGCUGGGUAGGAAGUGUACAUGUCCUAGCCUAGAAAGUGAAUGUUUAGACUUUGUUAUUUCAGGUGAGACUAUAGUGAGAAACAAUUCUGUCGAUCAAGCUGUUGAUUACCGUGAUGGAAUGGCCAAGGUAUAUCAUGUGCUAUUUGUUAUUUUCCUCAACUUAAUCUUGCAUUUAACUGGGUGGGUGUUCCUUGUGGUUCUUUGUGUAAAAUUUUGCUGAAGCAUCUUUCCACCCAAAUUGAAUCCAAAUUCAUCAGAUUUUCAACUGUUCUUUUUUUUUUAGGCACUCUAUGGAAAUCUCUUCAGCUGGAUUGUUCACCGGAUUAAUGCUUUGCUGCGGAUCGACCAAAGACGUUUGACAUCGUAUGUUUAAUCAAAAAACUUCUCCCUUACCUGAUCGUACAUUCGGAAGUGAAGAUACUGUCCUGUAGAAGACACUCUUCAAGUGUAAUAUUUUCAUUAACUGUAAUGACUGCAAGUACCAUCUUAAGUUCAGACAAACGGACAAUACAAGGAAGUCUACCCCCAUUAGCCUUGAUUACAGACCUAGUUUGCAAUCGAGUCAUAGAGCAAAAUUUUCUAUUUUCCCCAAAGGUGUUGGAAAGUAUUCAAAUGUUAUAGUGCGGGUGCGGCCAGCUAUAUCAAAUUCUGGCCAAAGAAAAGAGGAGAACAGUUUUAGGAAUUCUUAACAGUUUUUAAUGGCAAGUGUUUCAGUUGAGAUGAGUAAGGAAUGACCAGAUAAAACUUUGUGUUUGUGAACUGUGUUAUGCGUUGUUUAAGACAAAAAGUUUCUUUCAGGGAGAAUGACUACAGAAUUGGGAUUCUGGAUAUUUUUGGCUUUGAAAAUUUCAAGCGCAAUUCAUUUGAACAGCUUUGUAUAAACAUCGCAAAUGAACAGAUCCAGUACUACUUCAACCAGCAAAUCUUCUCUUGGGAAAUGGUGAGUCCUUGGACCAAAUGUUAUUUUCUAGCUAGAUCCUUUUAAUCUUCAUAAUUUCUGAUGAUAAAGGCACUGGAAUUGAAGUCCAGCAGUCUUGGGUUAAAGUGCCGUUUUUACCACGAUGCCCUAUUACUUAUUGUGCCGUAAAUUCUACUACAAGUAAAUGAAAAUUAUUCUAGUCGGUACUUUUGUUUAUUUGUAAAGUGCAACAUCACUUGCGCAAAGACUUCUGGGACUGUUAGUAGGGCGGGAAAAAGUGGCUAAUAGCUGAUCUGUGCAUCCCCAGUCCCCAAUGAUCCAAGAAACAAUUAUGGGAUCCAUUUUGGCUCCAGUUGCCUUCUUGUUUCUAAAGUUGAGUGGCGAAUGGGGUGUACAUACAGUGUGUCUGCUGUCACCAUUAAAAUACCCAUUCUGUUGUUUUUUUUUUUGUUUUAUUUAGGAAGAGUAUCGUUCUGAGGGAAUUUCUAUUGAGCAAGUUGUAUUUACCGACAAUAGACCUGUUCUGGAUAUGUUUCUUCAGGUACAGCAGACUUAUUUUCAUGUAAUACAAUUCUUAGUUUGCUCUUAUGCUGAGGGAAAAGGGAAAACAAAAUGGUAAGGCUGAGCUCAAGAAGUAAAUAUUAUUAUUGAUUUUUUUCUUGUUUUAAAACACUCGUAAAAUUUCGAGAGAAAAGGGGUCUUCGAAGCAAUUAAAAACGUUUCUGCGUUCGAGUAUUGCCUUUUCUUUUGCUUUACAGUUCUUAACUCUAAACUGUUGUUUUGUUAACAUGCUAGAAACCCAUCGGCCUACUUGCUUUACUAGAUGAGGAAAGCCGCUUCCCCAAAGCAACUGACUUCACUCUUGUGGGUACGUUAUUAAUGUUUCAAUUCAUCAUUCGAGUCCUCUUUACGUUGUCACUUUCCUUAUUACUAUGUCUUUUCCAGUGUUGUUACAUUCACACUUAAUCCAAUAAUCUGCAGAGAAAUUUCACAAGAAUAUUGAGGGUCCACAUUAUGAGCGAUCUAAAGAGAAUGACAUGCAUCCAUCAUUUGUCAUUGUACACUAUGCUGGACGGGUAUGUACUGGCUUUGCUACUUUUAAUUGCUUCUUUUGUUUUCUCUUCUAUUGCUCUUCAACUGUAUUCACUCCCCUUGUUUCCAGGGUAACAUGUACCUUGGCUUUUAUCUUACAUGGCGAGUGUGGUGUUAUGGGAAUGGUAACAGUGUACCAUGUGAGGGCCGAGUACAACCUUGUCCCCAGGCUCCAUUGUUAUUAAGAAGACAUAGAACGCAGGGCAUCAUGGGUAGGAAUGCAGUGCAAACCUCCCGUGACACCACUCAAGCCAUUAAGUUGUAUUCUUUUCCAUCUCUAUCCUGUCUUCUCUCAGUCGAUUGUUCACUGAACUGUGGUCUGUGCAGGCCUAUUAACCAUUGCAUAUCAUUCAUGUUUGCCCACUUCCUAGGUAAAAUAUAAUGCAACCAACUUCCUAGCAAAGAACCGCGACACUUUGUCCACCGACAUCAUACAUGUACUUCGAUCUAGUGGUAAGGACAAUACUUAGGUAUCUAAAGUAUUAACUAACACCAAAAGCAGCGCCGGUUGAUAUCUUUUCACUUCAAUAGCUUCAUUGACUUAAGUACUAUGAAGUACCUUUUCAGAUUUAAACAAUCAGCUUGAUAAGGGGUCAGCUGCAUAAAUCGUAACGCGCUAGUUAACAGAAUCGGAUUCACCAUUUCUUAAGGGGUAUUUUGCAUUUCAUCUAUAGUGUAUUUAAUGUCGUAGCAGUUAGCGUGUGUGGGACCUCGACAGCAACCUGCUUACACAGGUGGCUCAAACGCGUUGCAUGUGUAAAAACAACUGUACAUUCAUAGUUUAUGCUUUCGUCAACAGAUAAUCGUCUUGUAAGAACUCUUAUGCAGCAUCCAUUGUCGAGAACAGGUGAGUUGUUUUGUAAAAUGCAAACGUUUGCAAAGUUUUCUUUCACGCUUGCCUGUGGUAUAUUGGUACAAUGCCGAGUCAAACUCCAAUAACUUAGUUUCAAUUGCCUCAAGCCUCUGUUUCAAAGCGAAGUUAUGUGCAAAGCUAUUGAUACGAAAAUUUUUUUUUAUUUUCAUGAAAAAAAAAACAUUUUCACAAGAAAGGUUUUUUCUCUUAACCUCCUUUUGGAACUCGGAAAUGACCCAUAUUGCUUAAAAGGAUUGCUAAUCUUCUGAGCCUUUUCUCACGUGACACUCCUAACUGUGCUCCCCUGAUUUAGUCCCAUGAGACACUUAAGCUCCUUUUCUUGGCAUUUCACUUUUGCUGUUUCCUCGACGUUCUGAACAGAGUUCUUGUGCAGUAAGCUUCACUUCACUAUUCUUCACUACUCUUUUAUCUGUGUUCUAGUUGUUUCUUUAGUCUGUUAUUGUGUUCUCUCUCUGUCACCCUCUGGCUCAGAUCUUACUCAUCACGUAAAUGAUGAUGUCACUCAUACACUGAAUCCCAAUUGGUGGAGGGUGAACAAGCCCUUCCCAGAAGCCACCAAAGCCGUAACAGACUACAAAGCUAAGGAGAGCUGGCUUAGGGGUGUGCUUAGGAAGAGCAAGAGUCUUGGUAAGACGGCAUGGAAACAGAAAAGUAGCAAUAAGCAGAGUUCUUGGUUGAAAAUCUGCAGUGGAACUAACAACACUUCUUCUAGUUUGCCUUGUUUCCCUGUUGUAAGAAUCAAACGAGCUCGCCUUUAUAGCAAACAUAAAUCGGAUUGUCAGCUACUCACUCAGAUUAUGAGUCACUUAUUGUCUUGUAUGCGAAACUAAAAUAACGGAGGCUAAAACUAGUUUUAACUUGCCUCCUUCUCCGCCGUCCUAGGCGAGUUCGGAUCUGACAUCACACUUUUAACCACUGCCUUUAGUAACUAUAUAUCGCGGAGAUUUCACAUCAAAAAUGUCUUAUACUUAGCAAAACAUCUUGCUUAAAGUCGUCAAAACUGAUUUUACUGUUCAUUUAUCAAAGCUUCAGUAUGUUUUGCAUUUUUAAUGACUCGAAAGAUGAGUUUAGGGAUCGGGGCUGUUCAAAAUUUUGACUGUUGUAAGUAUUCCCAGAAAUGUUGCUAUCCCCCAUGAUGACAUCAUCUCUGAUCUCUCUGAUGGUUCAAGCUUUGUUAAAAGUAGCAUUUAAUCGUGAUGUGUUUGCUGUACAGGGGUGACAACGAAGAAGAACAGUUCUCAGCCUCCAGCGACGAAUAUCGAGAAAGACAAGGUACAGAGUUAUUAGAGGUAGAUUAGAGUUAUGCGUGUUAUUUGUUCUACAGUAGGUAACGAUUCAGUCAAUCAUUGGAUGGUAAAACUUAGCAUUUUAGUACUACUCUUACGAGCACGUUAUCAUUGGUAUUGGCUUUAUUCUGACUGACUAGAAAGUGGUGUAAGAACUUACCGUUGCUUCCACCCAUAACUGAUGUAGCGGUCGUACAGUUUUUACUAUUGAGUACAUUAGAUUUGUGAAAUUCUGAUAUCAUUGAACAUCUUAUGUUGUGUCUUUACCACGUUAGCAGUUUAACAACUGAAAACAGUACAGUACUUCUUUUUUUCCUGUAGAAAAUCAAUGGCCUGUUGAGUUUGCCAGAGACCAAGCUUCCCUUCUCCUCUGCUUCAACGUCCAGAUGGCAGCAAACCGUUUCUGUUCACUUCAGGGUAAGUAUGAAUGUAAGGUUGUCUUGCAUAAGCUCGCAGAAAUGAAACCAAUUACUUAUCAGCUACUUCUUUCCUAGGCGCUUAGUACUUUCUGUCAGAAAGUAGAGAGCGCAUGUCAUGGGAGGGUGUAGUGCACCUAUCCCAUGACACCACGCGCGCGGCGUUUGAGCGAGAAAGUCGUUUAAGGACGAAUAAGUUGUUAACAAGAGGACGUUUUAAGAAGAGAUGUGAGCUUAUAGGAACUGGAGUAAGAUUUAAGGUUCUCUCUGAAUGGUCUUUGUUCUUCCUUUAACUGUCUUUUUUUUCCUUUGCUGGCUGUAGUGUUCUUUACGAGAUCUUUUGGCUAAGUUACUCCCGACAGAAUCUCAUUUUGUGAGGUAAGUUGUGUGAAUCCCUGCCGUAAAAGUGUGAUCGCUCAGUGUACCUCCUUGACACAUUUAAAAUCGAAUUAUUUUUUAAAGGUGCAUUCGACCAAAUGAGCAGAUGAUUCCUGGUAAAUUUGACCAGGAAAAAGUUCAGACUCAGCUUAAAUAUACAGGAGUGCUGGAAACGACAAGAAUCCGUAGGCAGGUCAGUGAGAUACAUCACAACUUAGCGUGAGUUUUUAGCCUUAGAAAACAACCGACUUUUCACGACGCUACCACUGGUUUCCCUGAGAAAUGACGUCUGAGAAACAGCUUCAGAAAUUCCAUACUAAUGACGCGUCACUACCCAGAUCUGGGUAGUGCUUCCUAUUGGUUGAAGCAAAAUUCCUCUCGCUGCACAACCAAUCAUAGCACUACCCAGAUCUAAGUAGUGAUGCGUCAUCAGUAUGGAAUUUCUGCGCUCGUUGCUAGACGUCAUUUCGCGGGGAAACCAGUGGUGGUGUCGCAAAAUGUGGGCUUGUUUCUCAUAACACGCAUGCGGCAUAGGGUGUCUAUUGACCCCGGCUGGACCACAGUUGGUAGUUGCUAACUAGUACAACCUGCAGGCCUUCUCUAACACGCGAUGACCUUCAUGAGCUUCAUCCGCUGGUCAGUCGCAAGAUUUACGUAGUGAUUUUGAGCUUGCUCAGUCUAAAUAUUGUUAUCUUUUUAACUUGUUUUCAGGGAUACUCGGAGAGAAUAACGUUUGCGGAGUUUGUUAAAAGGUUUGUUUAUUUCUGAAUGUAAAGGGGAAAGGUGGGGGAAGUUUGAAUGAGCCACGAACUGAGGAUACGCGGUAGUUAAUUCUUAUCAUGUUAACCUGUUCCAAGCGUUCAGCUCCACGUAAGAGAUAUAGAAGUGUGGCGCGAAGUCCGACUCCUUGCGCGCGCUGUCCCGACAAUCUAAACGCUUGAAACAGGCUAUUGUAUGUUUCUGAUAUCAUUAUGGCAAACUAAAUUGGCCAUUUCCGAGUUUUAGAAACUGUCACCUUUAAAACGAGGCUAAGAGCUAACCUUUUUCUUGUGGAAAUGAGUUUUAUCUGCAUGAGAAUAAACAAUCAUUUUUAUAUCUAUGGCUGCGCACUUAGCCUCGCUUUGAAACAGAGGCUUGAGGCAACUUUGAACUGGCCUAUUCCUGCACCCUCAAUAGACAAAGUCACACAUGUCUUAAUCGUUUUUUAUCUUUAUUUCUCGCAGAUACCAAGUGCUUGUAUACCCUCUUUACAAGAAAAUCCACAGUGAUGCUACGUCCUGUCGUGUAAUUUUAAAACACUGCAAGCUAAAGAACUGGCUGAUAGGAAGAACCAAGGUUUUUCUCAAGUAUUAUCACGUAGAAGAACUCGCUCAUCGUCUUGAAAUGUAUCGAAGGAAGAUCGUCAUUCUGCAGAAGGGUAUGUGUUAUAAACCGUUUGAUCAAUUAAUUUAGCUUCGACGUAUGUUCACACUCAAUUGCUCACACUUCAAGAGUAGGAUGCUCACCAGGCAAUAAUGUGAACACAUUAUUUAUGUAUCCAUAGUUACAUAUUAGACCAGUUUGUGCCGAUGCGCUGCAGUAAGUAUGAACAUAGCCUAAUUAAGUCACCACAUCAGUGAUCACAUUAGUUUACUUGAUCCAAGGGAUAGCAAAAGAAGUGGCGGUGCAUAUUGCCUUCAACUUCAAGCAGAUAAGGGGUAUUGACAGAUCUUAGAUUUUCUUUCCCUAGCUUGUACAUGGGAACUUUGCAUCAACAAGUGUACCUUUGUAAACCUAGUCUGGUGACCACUAAAAGUUCGGACAAUUUCCGAUUGCUUCCCCUUUAUAAAGAACUAAUAAAACUAAAUAUCAUACACACAAUCAGCUGCUAGUUUUACUCUCUGUGCAGUCUAACGAUAGAUUUGUUUUUCUUUAGUCAUCAGAGCCUGGAUAGUACGAAGAAGGUUUGAAAAAUUAAAGAUGAAAAGACGUUAUGCUUCAACUGUUAUUCAGAAAUGUAAGUGUAAUUUUUCCAGUGAACAUUUCUAACCACUCAGACUAUAAACGGAGGAAAGUUCGUAUUGCACGCCUCCUCUAAGAGGCCUAGGGCAGCUAAUUUUCACUUAAUUUUGUCGUCAAAGUUGCCCCGGAAGGUUAUGAGCGAAAUGCGUUUUCUGUUUUCCGAUUUAUUGGUGUAACUUUAGGAUUUCACUCACAGGUGGUGUUCAAAUGAAUAUCUCAUUUUGUACUGCUCAGUAAUAAGAGUAUGGACCAAGUACAUGUGGUAGCAUUUUGAAUGCAGGAUGAAAUUCCCAGGCAGAGUGUGAAUGUUUGUCAGCAAUAAAACAUUUUGUGGCGUUGUUUUUUUGCAGACGCCCGCGGUUACCUCGCCCGAAAACAGUAUCUGCUGGAAUUGAAAGAGAGAACAUCAGCCGCCUUGGUUAUUCAAAGAGGUAAGCGAUAGUGAAAAGUUGGGACAAUCAACCUGGCAAAUGAGUUAAAGCAUGAAUGAAGUAAGUGCUAAGCGCUUGCGGAGAAACCAGCCUUGAGUCAAAUGACCAGUAACUUUUAUCUUUUCUAGGAGGCGGGAAAAUAUUUUUUUUAAAGAAUGGUUAGUUAAGUUAAGUAGUCUUUAAUCUUAUCAUGUGCUACAAGAAGGUAACAAAAAAAUGCGUCCUAAUUUACAGGGCCCUGUUACCAUAUUUUUAGUUUAAGCCAAUUUUAUGUUUGGCAGCUUACCGCCGACUUGUUCAACGAAGAAAGUACAUGUGGUGGGUAAAAUGGUUCCACAUUCAGCAGAAAAGAAAGUCGAGGAGUGUUAUCAAAAUACAGGCUGGUAAGAACUUUCGUUCUUUUUCCAUUUGUUUGUUGGUUAGUGUUUCCGUUUUUAAAAAAAUUGCAGUCUCUCGUUUAAUUUAUUCGGCUCUAUCGUGUAAUUGAGUGGAACAUUUUAAAUAAUUGGUUGCCCGGGGUAUUUCGUACCUAGUUUUAUUCGUAUUUUCAUUGGCUCGUCUAAUUUCUGCAGCUCUAUAAUCGGCCCGAAGUGGAAGUUCCGCGAUCAUCAUCAUUUAAGAUGCAGUGCAUUGAGGUUUAAGUAGGAAAACCUCUAUUGUGUAUUUGAUUUGCGAGUGACUCGGUGGGUAACUGUCUGUUUUGCAGUGGUGCGUGGAUAUCUUGCAAGGAAACGUUACUUACGCCAGCGUCAUCUUAGGAACAAGAGUGCUGCAAUCAUUCAAGCAGGUAAAUGCAUAUUACGUUAUUACAGAUAAAUGUGGCUGUUUGCAAGGGAAUAGGUCAGAAAGAAUAUAUCACAAGCGGUUUUUGUCGGUCAAAAAAAAAAACAUCAAUCAAAAAACCAAAAAUAACGCGAACCAGGCUGAAUUUUAGAGGUAUCUUGAACCAAACAGUGGCAGAUCAAAAUGAUCAUUUAGGAAGUUUACAGUGAAUAGCCACGCGAAAGGUUGUAUCUUAAGAUACAGUGAUAUACAAGUUGUGGUUUAAAUGUCAAAAAGAAAAAGAUGAAAUUCUAGCAGACGUCAUUCUGCCGCUAGGCAAGGUUGCACGAAACAUUUAUGUUGCUCAUAGUACAUAAGGUUUUCUACAUCUUACUACCCUAGUUUUUUGUUUAUACAGAGUUUUCUAGAAAUUUUAUCGUCGGAGGAAAACACCGUAAGACUUUUUUACGGACUCAAGUUUGUAAUCCGAAACUCGCUUGUUUUGAACAAUAUAAUCGAAGAUUUAUAUCUGGUGGAAACUUUAAAACUACGAGAAAGGCCAACGGCAGAUGUACAUGGUACCUCUUGGUCUUUUUCUUUUAUGCUGCUAGUUUUGAGAGUUAAAAAGAAAAGACUGUUUUUGUUAAUUCGUCCGUGAAACACGUCCCUUCCGAAUGAGUCUCGCUUGUCAAGAGGGCUAACAGGAUAUGCUGACCUACCCAGUAGACCUAAUGGGUAUUUUUUUUACGAAGUGCAUUCAGUUGCGAGAAAAUCCGAUACUGAUGAGAAAAUUUCUUGAUAUAUGUUACUUCUUUGGUCAAGGAUUAUUCGUAGUGGCAAGUGCAUUGAGGCUGAACCAAGGGCAAAACAGUCAGUCAUUCUCUGACAUACUAUAUCAGACUUUCACUAUCCAAACAGUGAGCGAAAACCUUUCUGCAGUCCAGUAAAAGGACAAUGCUAUGGAAACAAGAACUUUACUAAGUCUAAAAUGAGCUGUAACUCCGGAAAGGCUUUGAGCAUAGCGGAAGAAAAAAUACCUUGUCACAACAGAACGAUCUAGAUACCUCGCAGUUUUAUAUUUACAUUCAUAAGGUGAGGUUAUCAGAGAAAGCAAAGUAGAGAGAAAACAAGGUAGCAGGCUGAAAUAAUUUGUUUGAAGUUAAAGAUUUUCUGUCACCUACAUGAGAACACGAACUUGUUUAGGUAAUUUUAUCCUGUGAGAGAUAGAAAAUAACUUUCCGUUUCUUUUUGUUAGUUUGUUGUUUUGUUAUGGUUACAUAGUUCUACCAUUGUACAAGGGAAUCUGUUCAGUCAGACGUGCUCGUUGAAGUCAUGUUUUGUCUUUUUAUUUUUUAGCUUAUCGUGGAAACAACGUCAGACGAAAUUUGUCUGAACAGAAAAUGUCAGUGGAGAGAAAGAGUAAGAUAUAAGGAAGCUAAGGAAAUAACAAUUAGUGUCACGUGAUUUUUUUUUUACUACAUUUUUUUGACGUCGUUGCUUUCUGUCAGUUCCUCGGUUGUAUUUUGAAUUAUUGCAUUUUUUUUGUUCUUAACAGAAGCCAAAGAAGGAGCAGCUCUUAUGAUUCAGUCUGGUAAGAGAAUUAACUUUUUAUGACUCCAUAGUGGUGAUUAAUAAGUUGACCAGUUAGCCAAUCUUCAGUUAGCUUGGCUGUCAGUUGGUCAGUCAGUAUGUCUGUCUGUCAGUCAAUCGUUAAAUUUAUCUUUCUCUCAGACAUAUGAUCUGAUCUUUCAGACGAGUAAGUAAUGUAACGUCAUAAACUUCCAUUACCUGUGAGUCAGUCAGAGAGUUCAUGAACAUGUCACAAUUUUCAUUGUCACUUUGUUUUAUAACUGUCACUCAUCUUUCCUAAAUCCGUUUCUGUGUCCCCAAAUGCUGUAUCUAUGACUGAGCACUGAAAUUAGCACAGAAUAUGUUAUUUACAAGUCAUAUUUGUUCCUGUAAAAUUUUACAGCUUAUCGCGGUUACAAAGAACGCCAGGAUAUUGCAAAGCUGAAGCUAAAGGCAGAGAAAAUGGAAACAAAAAUGAUUUACUUUUUACAGCAGGCAAGAAACGUUUCUCCGCCUACCUUAUUAAUUAUUAUUCUAUCGUAAAAAUUUUUAUUAUUCUCGACCUAUCUUAUUAAUUUCACUGUCUCGCCUCGAAUAGCCUUGUCAGCUUCGGGCAGUGCUUCUGUUGUAUUAUCUGAUUAUUAAUAAAGUUUAUUGUUGUUGUUGUUAACUUAUUUUUUGUCAAGAACGACGAAAGGUUGUAUAAACACAAUUGACGUAUUCUUUUUCUUGUUUUAAGGUCGAAGAAUCAUCAGAUUCAAUGCUGAGAGCACAAAAAGGACACAAAAAUGUACGAGUUGUGUUUUUUGAAUUAGCUGUGUAGUUUUGUUUUAUCUUUGUGCAAAAGUAACGAGUUUGUGCUGUUAUCUUACAAAAACUCCCAACAACAUGGUUGCAAACGGACGCUACAUGUUUAGAGUUGUUGGCCAACAAUGUUGCAUCCGUUUGCAGGGGCCUUUAAGGUACAUGACUCUUAUAAUGGAAUAGUAUUCCAAGAGUUUUGAUUUAUAACCGUCACUAUUCUAUCUCUUUACAUUUUACAGGUGGAUCUCAAAAUGAAUCGUAUCGUUAUCAGAGGUUUGUUUACUUUGUAUUUUCGUUGCUGCCUUUUCUCUUAAAGUUCAUUCUAAGUUAUGUUUUCUCUUUUGUAGAAGGGAGACGGUACGAACAGGAAGAUUUCUGGCCAGCAGCCAAACAAAACAUUUUAACAAGACAAGAAGGGGAAGCACUUGCUUCACAACAAGAAACACAAAUGAUUUACUUCAUUCAACAGGUGGGCAGCACCGAUCCGACCCCCUCCAACUCUACCCCUAACCCUACCUCCCUAUCACUAGGGAUAUGUGUUUCCUAGGUGUAGGAACACAUAUCACUAGGGAUACGUGUUUCCCAGGUAGGGGAACACAUAUCACUAGGGAUAUGUAUAUCACUAGGGAUACGUGUUUCCCAGGUGGGGGAACACAUAUCACUAGGGAUACGUGUUUCCCAGGUGGGGGAACACAUAUCACUAGGGAUAUGUGUUUCCAAGGUGGGGGAACACAUAUCACUAGGGAUAUGUGUUUCCCAGGUGGGGGAACACAUAUCACUAGAGAUAUGUGUUUGCCAGGUGGGGGAACACAUAUCACUAGGGAUACGUGUUUCCCAGGUCGGGGAACACAUAUCACUAGGGAUAUGUGUUUCCCAGGUGGGGGAACACAUAUCACUAGAGAUAUGUGUUUGCCAGGUGGGGGAACACAUAUCACUAGGGAUAUGUUUUUCCCAGGUGGGGGAACACAUAUCACUAGGGAUACGUGUUUCCCAGGUGGGGGAACACAUAUCACUAGGGAUAUGUGUUUCCCAGGUGGGGGAACACAUAUCACUAGGGAUACUUGUUUUCCAGGUGGGGGAACACAUAUCACUAGGGAUACGUGUUUCCCAGGUGGGGGAACACAUAUCACUAGGGAUAUGUGUUUCCCCGGUAGGGAACACAUAUCACUAGGGAUACGUGUUUCCAGGGUGGGGGAACACAUAUCACUAGGGAUACGUGUUUCCCAGGUAGGGAACACAUAUCACUAGGGAUAUGUGUUUCCCAGGUGAAGGAACACAUAUCACUACGGAUACGUGUUUCCCAGCUGGGGGAACACAUAUCACUAGGGAUAUGUGUUUCCCAGGGAAGGAACACAUAUCACUAGGGAUAUGUGUUUCCCAGGUGGGGGAACAUGUAUCACUAGGGAUAUGUGUUUCCCAGGGAAGGAACACAUAUCACUAGGGAUAUGUGUUUCCCAGGUGGGGGAACAUGUAUCACUAGGGAUACGUGUUUCCCAGGUGGGGGAACACAUAUCACUAGGGAUACGUGUUUCCCAGGUGGGGGAACACAUAUCACUAGGGAUACGUGUUUCCCAGGUAGGGGAACACAUAUCACUAGGGAUAUGUGUUUCCCAGGUGAGGGAACACAUAUCACUAGGGAUACGUGUUUCCCAGGUAGGGGAACACAUAUCACUAGGGAUAUGUGUUUUCCCGGUAGGGGAACACACAUCACUAGGUAUAUGUGUUUCCCCGGUAGGGGAACAUACAUCACUAGGGAUAUGUGUUUCCCAGGUGGGGGAACACACAUCACUAGGGAUACGUGUUUCCCAGGUAGGGAAACACAUAUCACUAGGGAUAUGUUUUUCCCCGGUAGGGGAACACACAUUACUAGGGAUAUGUGUUUCCCAGGUGGGGGAACACAUAUCACUAGGGAUACGUGUUUCCCAGGUAGGGGAACACAUAUCACUAGGGAUAUGUUUUUCCCCGGUAGGGGAACACACAUUACUAGGGAUAUGUGUUUCCCAGGUGGGGGAACACAUAUCACUAGGGAUACGUGUUUCCCAGGUAGGGGAACACAUAUCACUAGGGAUAUGUGUUUCCCAGGUUGGGGAACACAUAUGACUAGGGAUAUGUGUUUCCCAGGUAGGGGAACACAUAUGACUAGGGAUAUGUGUUUCCCAGGUAGGGGAACACAUAUCACUAGGGAUAUGUGUUUCCCAGGUGGGGGAACACAUAUCACUAGGGAUAUGUGUUUCCCAGGUGGGGGAACACAUAUCACUAUGGAUAUGUGUUUCCCAGGUAGGGGAACACAUAUCACUAGGGAUACGUGUUUUCCAGGUGGGGGAACACAUAUCACUAGGGAUACGAGUUUUCCAGGUGGGGGAACACAUAUCACUAGGGAUACGUGUUUCCCAGGUGGGGGAACACGUAUCACUAUGAAUAUGUGUUUCCCAGGGAGAUAAGGUGCUUCACAAAAAAGAAUAUAUAGAUCAUGAUUGAAACAAUUUCUUUUUCUUUUUUUUGUACAACUGUUUCAAUGGUCCAUUUUUUUGGCUUCUUUCCAAAAUUUACAGGCGGCAAAAAUUCUUAAAGUAGCCGGUGAUAGUGCCGGUUGCCGGUGCAUUUUUACAACCCUGUAAUGUAUAUCUAUUGUUUAUCAUUUAAACUUGUCAUUAACAUGAUCAACGAGGACUAUGCGUCGAGGGUAAUAAGGAUGGCGCAGUGAUGACAGCACUCACCUCUCACCAGUGUAGCCCGGGUUCAAAUCCUGGCGUGUAUUCUGGGUACUCCGAUUUCCCACUCCCCACAACUCCAACAUGUCCACUUUCAAAUUCUAUCUGGUACACACGGACACGUUUAAUUGAGUUCUCAAGAAAUCCUAAAUGAUUUACAGUUUGGGGUCACACCCAUCUGCGUUAGAUUAAAACAUGUUUGUGUCUGGGAGGUUGGUACAUGUCUGUUAAGGAUGAUGUUCAUGUGCUCAAUAAUUGUCAGUAUUUGGCUGAUAUUGGUUGACCGUGGUUUUGUUGUUCUUAGGUGAACUCGUCAUGGCAUGAGUUGUUAGAACACACCAAGUCACAUCAGUAUCAGACGUCUGAUGAACCAACUCAGGUAAGGGAUGCACUCUUGAUUCUUGAUAUUAUAAAAAUGGCCAAAUUUUAAGUUCCUUCAUCUUCCUCACACUUUUUCUUUCUCGAUAUUGACGUUGUCAGUGUCUAUAACGGUAGGCAAGUACAAGGUCAUAAAUUCAAUGACAUAGGGACUUUCAGCAAUUCAUAGCCAUCAAUCAGAAAACGAGCGUUUAUUACUGCCAACUGACAAUACACACACGGGUAGAAUGGAGCCGAGUUAAGUCGGUUUUCAAACGAGGUUCUAGCUAAAGAGGUGCAACGCUUUUUCACUGUAUUCUUGUAACCUGCCCUUCUGGUUAAAACAGAAUCCAUCAACCAGAGUACAAGUACUUCCUACUUCCCUUCAGAAAGGACAACUACAAAAGGACACACAACCUGCUAAUGAAGUUCCCGCUGCUGUGAGCAGCUUUGAAGUUCGUCCCAGUAAGUUAAUAGGCAGAUUUUUCAACAGGACGAGAACGUCAGUUUUCGACGGGAAAGCGCGCGGAAAGGACUAAACACGACUUCCGUUGCUAAAUUUGCCGCUCUGCCAUUGGCCAGUUGUUUGAUUUGCGCGCGCCGUCGUGAACUGACGUUCCCGUUUUGUUGCUAAAUCAGCUUAAUAAUGACCUCAUCAUGCAAAGGCGUCAACCGGAAGUGGAUUUUUUCUGCACGGUGGUUUUUCCCAAAUUGUUGGGCAAAUCGUCUCUACAUCAGAGUGAAGACUCUAAGCAAUACAAAACCUUGACGUUACCGAUACAAAUUAGGUAGCCUCAAGGUUUUUUAAAAUGACCUCACUUCUGGUGGACGUGCAUUGCUCAGAAACGCUUUUCUAUAGUUCUCUAGUAUCUUUACUACAUGCGAUUUUCUGGUGGAGGGGGGAUUUUUGUUCCGUAAAGGAAAGAUUUCCAUUCCAUAGGGGUAGGGAAGGGGGCACGCUAUGAAUGAGGUUGACCUAGGGGGUUCACCCUGUAGAAACAACGAGUAGUAACGUAAAAAACCAAGUUCGGGUGAUCGAUUGUGAACUAAGACUAGCUUGCAAUUGAGGCUAAUAUAUAGAAUAUCAUCGAGAAUACUAACGCGAAGUGCACGAAACCUGCGAUCACACGAUCUCGAAACAUGGACGAUUUCUUGAACUGAAUAAACGUAAUAUCUGGAGAUAUUCACAUAAGAGCUCAGCACGGCCGCUAACUCAGAAACUCUCAAGUCCCGUCCCGUCUUCUCCUGUCCCCGCCCUCCAUCUUUUAAGUCUUUUCUCUCAAAAGUGUGCCCCAUCAGUUUUCAAGAAUCCCCAAUUUAAUUUUGUAAGAUAUUGAAAAAUAAAUGGUGCCAUGCAAAAGUACUGCAAAUUUAAGGUUUUUUGUUUAAAUGUCAGACACCGGGGUCUCUAGCUCGCUAACACAUUGUUACCCUUCUUUAGGAGAGAUUGUUUUAGCUGAGAUACACAGUAGAGUUUCACCUCGCAAAGACCGCAGCUACAGGUCUGUAGAUAUAUUAUUUUUUCUCUCACUUUCCAGGGCCUCUUUUCUUGUCCUUAAAACAAGGUCUCUUCAGAUCUGCUUUUCAUGUUUGCGCGGGUUCCAAUCAGUGAUUUAAAUUAUAACGACUCGAAUCCGAGGUCAGGGGCAGUUGUCAUGUAUCCUGUCCUCCUUUCAAAAAAAAAAAAAAUCACCAUAGACUGUAUUAGCUUGCAAAACAGCCGUCUGUCGUCGCUCCUCGCCAUUUGGGACGUUUCGUCAGGAGGGAUAUCUGCGCCUCAGCGACAGCAAUUCCUUAUUGAUGACGUAAAAUUUGUCCGGAAUCUGGUUAGGAGCUCUGAAUGGUCGAUGUAGUGUUUUAUUGUUUGGCUCUCUUUUAACACUGAUCUAUAAUUUUAUUUCACAGGAAGGAAAUCUGGUCCGCCGGCGACGAAACGUACUUAAAACAUUUCACAGUAAGCUUUAUCCUCAUUUUGCUAAGAACAUAAAUAAUUCUCCGCAACCAAAGGAUGAUCUUUCGCAGCGGCCAGUAUAUGGCGCGUCACACAACACUCUUCCCAUGUUCCUCAAUGUAUCUUCCCAUGUCACGCAUCACUCCUACACAGUAAAAACAGUAACAGUAAAAACAGUACAACUCUGAACAUUUUAACAUAUUCUGACACUGUUGUUUACAUUUGUAGGACGCUGACAGACUGAAAAAAGAAUCGAAAGGUAAAGUGUUGAUAUUAGAAUCUAAUUACCUGAAAUAUAACUUCAGAUAAGCAGUCUCUCAGUCAGCAUUUUAAACGGACACCUUUUCAGUUAGCCUCCCCGCAGACGUCCUUUGGGGUUCGUUUGUCACGCAUUCAUUUCUCCCCCACGAACCCCAAAGGACGUCUGCGGGGAGGCUACUUUUCAGUUUUAUACGGCUUGAUCUAUUUAGAACCUCAAAAAAAGACAAAAAAAACGUUUCCGUGGUCAAACCUUUCUAGUUUUGUUUAAAAACGGACGCGUUCUUGCUUUUCAUAGGCUACAUCUGAAGAAAGUUGUCCAAAACUACUUGAAUGGUGCCUAAUAGGGCUCGACCUCUUUACCAACAGAAACAUGUCAUUGAGACACCCGUUGAUUUCAUAAUUGUUAAAUAUAUGGAAAAGCCGAUCGAUGGAUCGAUGACCACCAAUUUUUUUUCACUGAAGAAAUCUUUUGCUGCUGCAUUGCCUUUUUUAGAUCAAGAACGCCGUAUUCGAGAAAUGUUAUCUAUUGUUGAAGGAAAUACAGAUGAAGUGAGAAAUUCUGAAGGAGGCGAGGAAAAAGCAACACCUUCAGUAGCAAAGGCCAGGUACAAAAAAAACAAAGAUAUGUAUAAAUUAAUGGUCAUAAAACUGCACUGAAGAUCUAUUAAUACAAUAAUGUUCCAUUGCUCGUAGGAAUUUUUUUGAGAAUCAAGAAAAACCACAACAACCAAAGCCUGUGUUAAAAAAGAAAAACAGCAGCGAGUGGAAACCAAAAAUAGUAACAGAGGAAAUCCCACACAAGCCUCCAGCAGCAACCAUUUUAUCUCCAAAACCAGUUCCAUCCAAACAAAGGGAACCUCAAAACCAGGCUGAUCUGGUUAAACUGGCUUUGGCUGCUCAAAAGGAUGACGGGCCAGUUAAACCUGAAAAAGCGACGAUACCUGUUAAAUUAGAUCCUUCGUCGCAGUUGGUAAGUAUCUGAGUACCUUGAAAGCAGAAGAGAACGGAGUGGCAGUAAUUUCACUAGUGUCUUCAUCUUAUGAUUGAACUUUCGUUAGGAUGGGGUAAUGGUUCAUUUGAUCUGUUGACUGAAAUAAGAAGGUCAUUUAUAUUGGUUCACUCGUCAAGAUAAAGAUGUUUGGUUACUUCCAACACCGUAGUAUGAUAGUGAAAGUAACAAAUGUUUAAUUCAACCGUCUUAGUUCCAGUUUCAUGGUGUUAUAUUUCUACUGAUGAAGAGUAAAACUCAAUAUACUUCAACACUUUUUAUGAUUCUAUGAUUCUUUUUCAGCCUUACAUCCCCCCACCAGACUACAAACUUCCUGCUGAGAAACGCGGCUACUUACGUCACGUGACCCCAAAACCAAAACAAUUGCUACCAGAAAACUUUCACGUGGAAAAUGUUCAUCUGAGACACCAGUUCCCUAAGGACAACCGCCGCACCCAAUCACGUGAGCAACCACAGGGAUACUCUCACUUGCUACGAAAGACCGGAAGAAGAGGAGAACUGGGGAUACAAGAUGACGAUGACAGUGACGUCACUCGAAUAUCAUUUAACGUGCCCUUGAUGGGUGUGUCAUGAUACGCUGACUGCUGGCCAGUUAAAAAUUGACUGUGGAUAGUUUAUUUUGUAUAAUCGUGUUUUGCAGGCCACUCAUUUAUGCCAUACUUUUACGUAUCUCACGCGUGAGCUUUUCAGAAGCCUUCGUGACCGGUGGAAGCAUUUACGAGCACAAAGGCUUGGUAGAAAAGCUGCGCGGAGAAUGAAGAGGAGACCGCGAGGAUGAUUGCAUCUCCUUCAAAACUCUGACAUGUGCACUAAAACCAAUCCAGAAAACUCUCUUUUAAGCCUCGGUACUGGCCUGGAAAACUUUACAUCUAAACUCAAAUCCUGUGAUGCGACAGUUCAAAGUAACCCCUUAAAGUACCACUUUCAAGUCAAAUUUCCUUACAGCAUUUAAAAUGAAAUGGAAUUUUGACUUCGAAUUAAAUACCUUUAAAAACAUAUAUUAAAGAGUUAUGGAAAGCUUCGCUCUAUAAAAAAUGAAACAGUUCCACAAUAUUUGUUGCAUAAGUAGUUGAGGAGGCAUAGACUUGGUGUGAAGACUGCACAGCACUUUUGCAGGUUUCUGCAGGAUUUGUCCAUAAAAUUCUUAAGUUAUUCUAGUACCCAGAAGCCCCACUUAACCAGUGCGCUUUGCUCACUGUGUUUUAAAUUCUCAAAUCAGAUGUAAAAGCAGUAUGUAGAUAUAUAGGCCUUUGUAUAUACAACAGGAUAUGUACCAACCAUUUCCAAACAAUAAUUCAGAGAUAUGAAAUAGUCAUUUAUUGCGAUAAAUUUUUUCUACCAAACAC
Messenger RNA from Porites evermanni, 29381 nucleotides. Lineage: Eukaryota; Metazoa; Cnidaria; Anthozoa; Scleractinia; Poritidae. The record is from the annotation of a GenBank genome assembly.